Orussus abietinus is the source of this 2454-nucleotide messenger RNA. Its product is annotated as ATP-binding cassette sub-family F member 1. Gene Ontology annotation, molecular function: ATP binding; ATP hydrolysis activity. The coding region runs from base 74 to 2041 and encodes 655 amino acids. The record is from RefSeq and is a predicted model, not a curated record. NCBI's taxonomy places the organism in Eukaryota, Metazoa, Arthropoda, Insecta, Hymenoptera, Orussidae. The transcript has 4 exons.
GCACCACGUCCACGAGGUUCCGGGAGUUCCUGCUGCCAGAAGCGAGGAAAGCAGUUGUAACAAAUUUGGCAGCAUGUCGUCCAAAGACCAAGACGCCGAUGUCACGAAAAAGAUAUCAGAGAUGGGUCUCGAGGAAUCGGGGAAAAAGUUGACCCACAAGGAGAAGAAGAAACUGAAGAAGCAGCAAGAAUAUGAGAAGACGAUGGAAUUGUUGACUAAGACCGGCGGGCAGGGUCACAGCGAAUUGGAAUCAAAUUUCACCGUGUCUCAAAGAGAGACACAAAAUCGUGGAGCUCAACAACUAGAAAACGCGGUUGAUAUCAAGGUUGAGAAUUUUAGUAUUGCUGCGAAGGGAAAGGAAUUAUUUACAAAUGCUAGUUUGCUCAUUGCUCAAGGUAGACGAUAUGGGUUGGUAGGACCGAAUGGGCAUGGUAAAACUACGUUACUGCGUCACAUUGCGAAGAGAGCAUUUCCAAUACCGCCGAAUAUAGAUGUACUUUAUUGCGAGCAAGAGGUAAUUGCAGAUGAAACGCCUGCAGUUGAAGUGGUUCUUAAAGCAGAUGUGAAAUGUCAAGAGUUACUCAUGGAAUGUAAAAAGUUGGAGGAACGAGUCGAGGAAGGGGAUACUACGGUGCAAGACAGAUUACAAGAGGUAUAUUUUAUGGAAUAUAGAUACUUUUUCUGUUGCGGAGAUAUACGUAUAAUAUUGUUUCUUUACAAGGUUUAUGAAGAGUUAAAAGCACUCGGGGCUGACUCUGCCGAGCCACGUGCACGCAGGAUUCUAGCUGGUCUUGGAUUUAGUCGUGCAAUGCAAGAUCGGGCAACGAAAAAUUUUUCUGGUGGUUGGCGAAUGAGAGUUUCUUUAGCGAGAGCACUCUUCUUGGAGCCUACGUUACUUUUACUUGAUGAACCUACUAAUCACUUAGAUUUAAAUGCGGUCAUUUGGUUGGAUAACUACCUGCAGGGUUGGAAAAAGACCUUACUAGUUGUUUCACAUGACCAGAGUUUUCUUGACAAUGUUUGCACAGAGAUAAUUCACUUGGAUCAACAAAAACUAUUCUACUAUAAAGGAAAUUAUAGCAUGUUUAAAAAGAUGUAUGUUCAGAAGAGAAAGGAAAUGAUUAAAGCAUAUGAAAAGCAAGAGAAGCGGUUGAAGGAUUUAAAGGCAUCGGGCCAAAGUAAGAAACAAGCGGAAAAGAAGCAGAAGGAAGCUCUUACAAGAAAGCAAGAAAAGAACAAAACAAAAAUACAAAAGCAAGAAGAUGAUACAGGACCACAGGAAUUAUUACAAAAACCGAGAGAAUAUAUUGUCAAAUUUAGCUUUCCGGAUCCACCACCUCUGCAGCCUCCAAUUCUAGGACUGCACAACGUGACUUUUGCAUAUGAAGGGCAGAAGCCACUAUUUAUUGAAGCUGACUUUGGUAUAGAUUUAAGUUCUCGAGUGGCAAUAGUAGGUCCUAAUGGUGUUGGUAAAUCAACAUUUUUAAAACUCUUAUGUGGAGAUUUGGAACCUCGGGAAGGGGAACUAAUAAGAAAUCAUCGAUUGAGGAUAGGCAGGUUCGAUCAGCACUCUGGGGAACAUUUAACCGCUGAAGAAUCGCCAUCGGAGUAUCUCAUGCGAUUGUUUGACCUUCCUUAUGAAAAGGCUAGAAAACAACUUGGAACAUUUGGUCUUAGUUCCCAUGCUCAUACUAUAAAAAUGAAAGAUUUGUCUGGAGGACAGAAAGCACGAGUUGCCUUGGCUGAACUGUGUCUUAAUGCGCCUGAUGUUGUAAUUUUGGAUGAACCGACUAAUAAUCUUGAUAUUGAAUCAAUUGAUGCUUUAGCAGAUGCAAUUAAUGAAUAUAAAGGUGGUGUUAUUAUUGUCUCUCACGACGAACGACUUAUCAGAGACACCGAAUGUUGCCUUUAUGUAAUCGAAGAUCAACAAAUUAAUGAAAUUGAUGGUAACUUCGAUGACUACAGGAAGGAACUUCUCGAAAGCUUAGGAGAAGUCAUUAAUAGCCCAAGUAUAGCUGCCAAUGCUGCAGUUCUUCAAUGACCUAUAGCAUCACCUCUUAAUUAGCACAGAAUUCUUCAACAAUUUCCAAUGAUAAAUUAACUAUUGAUCUGUUCAGUACCAGGACCUCAAAAUUUUUCCAUAAUUUAAUCAUGUGAAAGCGUAAGACAUAUACCGUGUACUGCAAUCUAUUGUCUUACACGAAUCUUAAGAACAUUUUCAGUAGACGACGCAUUGCAUAUCUUUAUUAUUUUAAGCUAUCAGAAAUAAUAUAAAGUGGAUCAGUGUUUUAAUGUAAAUUAUAUUUUACUUUAAUGUACAGACUGCUGGGAAUAGGAUCGCGUAUCGACUAUUAAAUAAUUCCUUUACUUUGCCUUCCUACAUUCAAAAUAUGUCCAUUAUUGUAAAUGAAAUUCAUGUUGGAGAUAUUGACAGGAAAUACAGAAAUCAUCCAU